UGUGUCAUGAGCUUGUUAUGGUAGUGUCCAGAGGUUUGUGUUUGUCGCCUUCUUGGAUCAACACGCGCUGUGUUCGCAGUGAAUGGAAAUGGUCGCGGUUUUCCUGGCGACACUGUUCCAGUACUAUCCACUGUUGCCCAUCGGUGGGGUGUUUUUGUGUUUCCUGGUGACAGCUGCACUCUUGCUCGGCUGGUUUGGUUUCGAUGUUCCUGUCAUCUUACGAACCUCUGAUGAGGAAGAGUCCAGCAUCCCUACACCUGAAAAACGAAUGGUACAAGUGACCAACCCUUUCGCCCUUGAGAUUUGCUCUGGCCCUGCGUCUGUGUCAGAUGGAGUGUCAGUGAAGGCUUGCUGUCUGGAGCCGUGUGUCCUCACCUGUUUUUGGGGGUGUGAUGUCCUUGCUCUGCAACAGGCGCUGCAAGCCCACCAGCGCUGGUCGAGACUCUGCACUCCUGAACAUUUCCAGGAGGCGCUGCAGCAUCUCUACAACCACUGCCAGCGCUUUUAUGUUGCUGGCGGUGACGGGGAAGAUAACCACACUCAGAUCCCCGCUGAUCUCGGGGUCACAGAUUUCGGCAUGUUGCCAAGGGAUCGCUACCCUCUGGUGGCUGUGUUGACUCUGUCAGAGGCGGAAGCUAGGGAGGCGUAUAACAUAGUGGCCAGUGUGACUGUCAUUCAUGUUCCAGAUGAAAUGUACAAGCUCUCCGCACGAAUCCUGUUCCAGUACCUGCUCACUGCGGAGGGGAACAUGUAUGACUUGAAGCCUUUAUUCAUGUCUGCGAGCUCUGCAGAGGAUUUGGGGCAUUCUAACGCAGACCAGACCUCACACCAAAGCGAGCAGGACUCCAGUGCAGACCAGAGUCCAGUUCCGGAGGUGGCGGAGGAAAGAGACUGGUCUGAGGUCAGCGGCAAAGACUGCGUGGUGUGUCAGAACGCGGCGGUGAAUCGCGUGCUGCUGCCUUGCAGACACGCUUGCGUCUGCAACAGCUGCGUGUCUCACUUCGACAGGUGUCCCAUCUGUAGGUCCGUCGUCCUGGAGUCCUUCUGUCUGUCGGUGGGACACUCCACUCAGGAGCUUUGACUCAUGCUGCCGUCGGCUACUUUUUGUGAGAUCCUUUUAUGUUCAUUGAGUUUCAGUAUUAAUUGAAUCUUCUGUUUCCAACUCCGCUAUUUCCUGCUACAUUAUUUAUCGCAGCACUCAGAACUGUCACUCUAAACCAGGUUAUAGUUAAUAUAGUUAAUAUAAUAAAGCUAUGAGGCUUCUUAAUGAGUUUCAUUAUGAUAUUCAUGUCUGCGAACGUAUUUACAUUGCUGUAGUCCGCAACUAGAUUGAGAGAAUUCUCUUUAGGUCCAAUUUCAGUUAUACCUGCAUAUGGAAUGACAAUUAAUACUUUUAAUGGUAAAGUAUUUUCUACUGCAAACUGAUCAGACAUGAAACAUUUAAAUUUCAUCUUAAAUUUGCCUUUAUUAUUAUUGUUAUUAAUUUUACUAUUAAGACAAGCUGUAGCUCUUCAAUUUAUUGUGGACGCUACUGUUGCAGCAGACAAAACUUAUGCAGUAUGUCUCUAAUAAAUAUGUGAAAUAUUCCACAGUCCAAGACACAUGUCCAAUAUUGUGCUAAUAAAGUGUUUUUUUCGUUGUUUAUUUUUUUUAAGUACAGUAUCUUGGAUCUAAAAUGCGUUGUGAAAUCUUGAAGUGCUCACAGUAAUUUUAUUAUAUAGCUGUUUCACGUUCUGUGUGUUUUUUUUUUUUUUUUUCAUUAAAA
Molecule: messenger RNA, 1765 nt
Organism: Synchiropus splendidus (mandarinfish)
Lineage: Eukaryota; Metazoa; Chordata; Actinopteri; Syngnathiformes; Callionymidae
Gene: cgrrf1
Product: cell growth regulator with ring finger domain 1
Exons: 6
Coding region: 83-1081 (332 amino acids)
Biological process (GO): negative regulation of cell growth
Source: RefSeq, a predicted model, not a curated record